Megalops cyprinoides (Indo-Pacific tarpon) is the source of this 2222-nucleotide messenger RNA. RefSeq names its product cytochrome P450 7A1. The record is from RefSeq and is a predicted model, not a curated record. The coding region runs from base 1 to 1542 and encodes 513 amino acids. Gene Ontology annotation, biological process: bile acid biosynthetic process; cholesterol homeostasis. The transcript has 6 exons. Gene Ontology annotation, molecular function: heme binding; iron ion binding; steroid hydroxylase activity. NCBI's taxonomy places the organism in Eukaryota, Metazoa, Chordata, Actinopteri, Elopiformes, Megalopidae.
AUGGCUGGGUUCACUAUUUGCGUUUUGACAAUUUUCUUGUCCAUUUUAGUGACUUGGUUGUUUUGGGACUCAAGGAAAAGGCGACCAGGUGAACCCCCACUGGUGACUGGCUGGAUCCCUUUCCUUGGAGUUGCCUUCGAAUAUGGGAGAAAUCCACUAGCUUUCCUCACAUCAGCUCAAAGGAAAUAUGGGGAUAUUUUCACUUGUAAAAUUGCUGGGAAGUACUUUACGUUCAUAGCCGACCCUUUCUCAUACAGUGCUGUAUUUCGUCAGGGAAGGAACCUUGAUUUUCAAAAGUUUGCCAUUGCGUUCUCCCAGAAGGUAUUUGGCCAUGCAGAUUUCAGUGAUCCUAUGUACAGCGGCAGGUACAAGGAUAUCCACUCCAUUUUCCGUCAGACCCUUCAAGGACCGGUCCUGCAGCAGCUAACCUCCAGCAUGAUGGAAAACAUACAGAUUAUAAUGCAGAGGGAUAAAGGGCAUGGAUGGAUCACAGAGGGGCUCCAGAGUUUUACCAAUCGAAUCAUGUUUGAGGCUGGAUACCUGACAUUGUUUGGUAAAGAGGAAAAGGCCAUGGCAGAGGAAAACAGUGCCACAAAGCAACGUAUGAUGCGGAAAGCCAUCGAAGACUUCCAUGCCUUUGACAAGGCCUUCCCUGAGCUGGCAGCUGGAUUGCCAAUUCACCUGUGCAUUAAAGCAUUUAGAGCCAGAGAAGCCCUAGCUGAAAAGUUCCAUCACAAAUACCUGAAAAAUAACCAAUCUCUGUCCGCGCUCAUCGAGCGAAGGAUGCAUGCCUUCGAUGAGAUGGAACAGCUUGACGAACUGGGUAAAGCAAGAACCCAUGUAUGCAUGUUGUGGGCAUCUCAAGCUAAUACCUUACCUGCAACUUUCUGGAGCCUGUAUUACAUGAUGAGGUCACCUGAAGCCUUGAAAGCUGCUCAAACUGAAAUAAACAGAGUUAUAAAGGAGUCAGAUCACAAGCCAGUCAACCCUGGGAGGCCACUCAUCCUUUCUAAAGCCGAACUAGACAGCAUGUCUGUUUUGGGAAGCAUAAUCGAGGAAGCCUUGCGUCUUUCCAGUGCAUCAAUAAUGAUCCGUAUAGCAAAUGAAAACUUCACCUUGACGUUGGAUUCAGGGAAGACUGCAGACAUUCGCAAAGGAGACUACAUAGCGAUGUACCCCCAAAUGAUCCACAUGGAUCCAGAAAUCUAUGAAAAUCCCACGGAGUUUAAGUUUGACAGGUAUUUGGAUGAAAAUGGGCAAAAGAAGAUGGACUUCUACAAAAAUGGGAGAAAACUGAAGCAGUUCCUGAUACCGUUUGGUUCUGGGGCCAGUGAGUGUCCAGGUCGCUUUUUCGCCAUCAAUGAAAUAAAGCAGUUUUUGACUUUGGUCAUUUACCACUAUGAAAUGGAAUUACAGGAAACGGCAAGCACUCCCCUAACAACAGACUGUACCCGAGCAGGUCUUGGAAUUCUACCACCUAAACAGGAUGUGCCCCUCAGAUACAGGAUAAGAGAGUGUAUCAGUGAAGGAGAGGGCAUGUAACUUUAACCUGUCUGCUGCAGUGUUAAAACUCAGCCCAUCUGAUGCCUGCUAUUCUGUCAAAAGCACCUUCCAUGAUUAUAUUUUCUAUUGCAGCUCAUAUUUUCAUAUUGCAUAGGGCACCAAUGCGGUGUAGUGGUGGGAAACAGGUCUUGUGACCUAAAGGUUGCUGAAGUGAUUCCCAAGUGGGCCACUGCUGUUGUACGCAUGGCACUUUUUCAAAAUUGCAUUGUGAAAUACCCAGCUGAAUUGUAAGCUAUCUAAGUCACUGUGGAUAAAGGUGUCUGUGAAGCAUUCAAAAAAUGUUUUAGUGGAUGGGCUGUCAUAGUUCAGCUUGAUAUGGAGUUGUCAGGCAAUGUCUGGGAUGGUAUUUUCCCAGAAUUUCCCCAAAUAUAUCCACUGGACACACAUGAGGUAGCUACAGCAGAAAAGAAACAUACUUUUGAAGGUUGGACAGGACACUGAGGACUAUUCCCGUGUAUUUGGCAACAUUAUAACACCAAUACAAGUAUUAAAUAUUGUAUAACUUGAAACUGUGAAAUAAAGCUAACCAAUACUGUAACAUGGUCGUUGUGACAACACUAUUGUUGUUGUCAUAAGAGUAAAUAUCGAUAUUUUAAACGUUAUCAAUGUGUUAUUGGUGUAAUCUGCAUUAUGUCUUCUGUGAAUAUGAAUCAUGUCUA